GCCGCAAAUGAUGAAACCAGAGCGGAUGACUUUGUCAAGUUUUUCGUAAUGUUUCUGUUGGUUUCACUAUUUGUCCCUAAAAAAUGUGGGCAGACUCUCGCAGCAAAGUACUUGUAUAUGGUGUUUGAUAUGAACAAGGUGUGCUGGCCGGAAGUCUUCCAUGACUAUGUACUUGAUUCGAUAAUGACAAACAGAACAGACGUAGAAAAUGUUGUUGGUUGUGUAAUAUACCCUCUGUACUGGUUGGCAGAGAUGACAAAGAUCGCACAAAGAAAGCAUGGGCUAGACAAGUAUCCGAGGUUUGCUAGAUGGAACCUUAGCAACAUCUGUCAACAAGUAUUGUCUAACUUCGAGAAUCUUGAAGAAAAAACAGAACUUUGGUCUAAGGAGAAUAUUGGUCACCGAAAGGGAUCAUUCUUGCUUCAGUAUGACGAAUCAGAAAUGCGUUAUAACAAGGGAUGUCAACAUGAUAAAUGA
Messenger RNA from Papaver somniferum (opium poppy), 477 nucleotides. RefSeq lists its product as uncharacterized. The transcript has 4 exons. NCBI's taxonomy places the organism in Eukaryota, Viridiplantae, Streptophyta, Magnoliopsida, Ranunculales, Papaveraceae. The record is from RefSeq and is a predicted model, not a curated record. The coding region runs from base 49 to 477 and encodes 142 amino acids.